UGUUCUCUACAUCACAUCCUCUCCAGUGAGUGUGUGGCUUCACUUUUAACCUGCUGACAUUUUAUUUUUUUGUAAAAAGCGCCCGAGUGCUGACAGAGCUCUUCAUCGGAAAACACAAUAAAUUGAACUUGAACGUAUUAAUUCAUCCCUCUGCUUCUUCUCGGGAGCCGUAAGCCAUCGAGGGAGAGAGGGCGCUAUGGAGGCGGAUGUGGCUCAGGCCCACAAUGAACAAGAAGACAGAGGUAUGGAUGCUGAAUGCUUCCAGGUUGCAAGGACGAAAAUAAUUCAGCCGACGUCUCUUCAAGACCCCAAACUGGAGAAGCUCAAGGAGGCACUGGUGGAUUGGAUCAAUCGCACUCUGAAAGAAGAGCACAUCGUGGUUCGGAGUGUGGAUGAGGAUCUGUACGACGGGCUGGUUCUUCAUCAUCUCCUCGGGAGGUUGGCCGAUGUGCACUUGCCCUUGGAGGAGAUUGCGCGGAGCAGCUCGGCUCAGAUUCGAAAGCUGGAAGCCGUGCUGGAGGAGUUGGACAAGAGACUGGACCAGCCGGAGACCAAGUGGGACGUCAGCUCGAUCCACAAGAAAAACCUCCUGGCCACUCUUCAUCUGCUGGUUGCCAUGGUGAGACAUUUCCAGCCCGAGCUCGAGUUGCCUUCCGGCGUGAAGGUUCAAGUUGCGCUCGUGGAGGUGAGCGGGAAGGGAAUCCGAUCAGACGUUGAAACCGAGAUUCUGACGGAAGAGAGCGGUGAUUCAGAGAACGUCAGCAGAACCGAUGGGGACGCUAAUCGCGUGGAGCAGCUGCUGAAGAUGGAGGCUCACAAGGUCGCGCUGGUGAAACAGGGACUGAUUGGCUUUGUAAACAGGAGCAUGGCCGGCCUGGGCCUGCAAGUGUCCGACUUGGAUAAGCAGUUUUCUGAUGGUGUGAUUCUGCUGCUACUGAUUGGCCAACUGGAGGGUUUCUUCAUUCCUCUCUGUGACUUCAGUCUGACCCCCGUCGACCACGCGCAGAUGCUCCACAAUGUGUCACUGGCUCUGAGCCUCCUCACUCAUCUGGGCCUGCACGUAUCCUCAAUUCAAGCAGGAGAUGUCGUCACUCAGGACGUGGCGGCCACCUUGAAGGUCCUCUUUGCUCUUUUUAACAAGCACGCAAGGCAAGAGGAGAAGAUGGCUGCCAUAUUUAUCUGAGACUUUCAUUUAUUGCACUCGAAAUAAACCUUAUUACCCACCCAAAGAAA
Syngnathus typhle (broad-nosed pipefish) is the source of this 1233-nucleotide messenger RNA. It is a transcript of the gene parvg, whose product is annotated as parvin, gamma. The transcript is spliced from 13 exons. Gene Ontology annotation, biological process: substrate adhesion-dependent cell spreading; cell projection assembly; actin cytoskeleton organization. Gene Ontology annotation, molecular function: actin binding. Bases 197 to 1183 code for a protein of 328 amino acids. NCBI's taxonomy places the organism in Eukaryota, Metazoa, Chordata, Actinopteri, Syngnathiformes, Syngnathidae. The record is from RefSeq and is a predicted model, not a curated record. Gene Ontology annotation, cellular component: cytoplasm; focal adhesion; actin cytoskeleton.